GUGGUAGUGCAAAGAAGAAAGAUGAUGCAUCGGGCAUGGAUCCCAGACACCCUGUUGGCAGUGGUAAAAAAAAAAAAGGUCGUGCAUCGAGCAGAGAUGGUGGGCAGGAUCCUGAUUGGCAGGAAAGUGACUGGCAGCCACACAAGAUCCCCUUCAGUGCAAGACCUGGUCCGCAGAGCGCUGCUGCAGAGAUGACUUCUGAAUCACCAGCAGACUUCUUUGAGCUCUUCCUAACUGAUGAGCUGUUAGGCCACAUUGUGGAGCAGACAAAUUUGUAUGCACGUCAAUAUUUUGAGGCCCACCCCUACACUCCCCCACCACACAGUAGGCAAAAUGCAUGGAAACCGGUGUCAGUCCAAGAAAUUAAAUCAUUCUUUGGGCUAACAUUCCUCACUGGCUAUAUAAAAAAGCCAAACUUGGAGCUUUAUUGGAGCGUAGAUGAGGUUGAUGCCACCCCGUAUUUCUCCAAGACUAUGUCACGAAACAGGUUCCAGCUCAUAUGGCGGUUCCUUCAUUUCAAUGACAACAGAGCCCAGGAUUACAAUGACCGGAUGUACAAAGUCCGGCCAGUGUUGGAUUACAUUGUAGAUAAAUCUAAAGAGCUGUACCAACCUAGGCAGAAUAUAUGCAUUGAUGAAGGGAUGAUGCUGUGGCGGGGGCGUCUCUCCUUCAGGGUGUACAACCCUCAAAAGCCCGUGAAAUACGGCAUUAAGUCAUAUAUAUUAUGUGAGUCUGCCACAGGGUACUGUUUCAACAUGAAGCCUUAUGUUGGGGUAGGAAGCACCCUGCCAGAUACAGUGUUUGGGCUCUUAGAUCGUCUCCAAGGUCACGGUUACACACUGUACAUGGAUAAUUUCUACAACUCUGUGGCACUUUGUGAGCGUUUGGUAGCAGCAAAUGUAAAUGUUUGUGGAACUCUCCGCAAAAACAGGGGGGAACCAAAGGUCAUCACUGAGGUGACAAAGUCUGACUUGGGGACGGAAGGAAAAAUUGUGCGCCACAAAGGGGGGGUAAAGAUUCUUGCGCGGCAGGACAAACGGGUUGUGAAAAUGGUGACAACCUGCCACCAAGAUAGGAUGGAGCGGGUGGACGUGUGGCAGAAAGGACAAAAACACAAGGUGUCCCAGCUGAAGCCAGAAUGCAUCGUUGCAUACAACGCUUGCAUGAAUGGGGUUGACAAAUUGGAUCAGAACCCCUUUAUCCGAAGACUUUCUUUAGGAGACUAG
Messenger RNA from Cololabis saira (Pacific saury), 1226 nucleotides. RefSeq names its product piggyBac transposable element-derived protein 4-like. Lineage: Eukaryota; Metazoa; Chordata; Actinopteri; Beloniformes; Belonidae. The coding region runs from base 36 to 1226 and encodes 396 amino acids. The transcript is spliced from 4 exons. The record is from RefSeq and is a predicted model, not a curated record.